Molecule: messenger RNA, 963 nt
Organism: Iphiclides podalirius (scarce swallowtail)
Lineage: Eukaryota; Metazoa; Arthropoda; Insecta; Lepidoptera; Papilionidae
Source: the annotation of a GenBank genome assembly
AUGGCCUCAGAUCAACCUGUUAAGAAAAAGCAGCGAAUUGAUGCACCUGAUAUAGACGAUGGCAGCGACAGGUCAGCGGAAGAUAUCCUCACAGAUAUAUUUGACUCAGAAACUCCUGCAGAAAUAUCGGAAGAGUUUCCACCCAGGAAUGGUCACGAGUGCACUAUCGCGAGGGACUACUCGUUAGGGCCCUCGGCCACUCCUAUAUCUUCAGCCAUACAGUUGGUUGACCAGAGCUACGGCGAAGACGACCACGACUCUUCGCAUCUGAGGAACGAUGUGGACAAAACGACGCUGCAGAGGAUGUCCCUUUUGGUUUUGAAAUCGGUUGCCGUGACGGUGAAGGAGAUGCGAUGCGACUCAUCCGACAGCUCUAUAGACUCGUCCGACUACAACGCGAUACAGGACAUGCAGAUCGUCGAGAGAUCGAUCAGGGACGUCCUGAAGAAACUCGACGUGUUCGUGCGCAACAGUCUCGAGUUCCACCCGGAGACGGCUUUCACCAAAAUGCUCAUACAUCUGUUCAGCGAGCAAGACGACUACCUUAUAGAGUCCAUGGUGUGCACGUUGGAUAUUACAGUCGGCAUCGUGUACAGGAACUCCAUGUAUCCCGACCUAAUACCGAUGCUCAACCCUAUAUCAUCGUUCAUCGAGUUCCUGAAGGUGGUUUCGCACGACAGCGAUGUCCUUCUGGACUAUCUGGUUAGUAACGAGACGUGUUUCCUGCUGUACCUGCUGAGGUUCCUGAAGUAUGUCCGCAGGAACUGGCCGAAGUUCCUGGAGACGUGCCAGCAGGCGGACUCUGGCGGCACCAGGGGGCUAGACGACACCAUGCGCGUGCUGAUAAGGCUGCGGUUGCAAAUAAGCAGGCUGGUAUCGAAAUCCCUAUUCCCCUACAACAUCAGUCCCGUGCUGAGACUGUUGGAAGUGUGCGAGAGCCUAUACGAAGGUAACGAGUUCAGC